Peromyscus maniculatus bairdii (prairie deer mouse) is the source of this 10420-nucleotide messenger RNA. RefSeq names its product storkhead box 2 (gene Stox2). Gene Ontology annotation, molecular function: RNA polymerase II transcription regulatory region sequence-specific DNA binding. Lineage: Eukaryota; Metazoa; Chordata; Mammalia; Rodentia; Cricetidae. The record is from RefSeq and is a predicted model, not a curated record. Gene Ontology annotation, biological process: regulation of transcription by RNA polymerase II. Gene Ontology annotation, cellular component: nucleus; cytoplasm.
GUGCAGGGCCCGGCGGUGCGGAGGCCCCGGGCCGCCAGCGCAGCCACGCCACCGGGGAGUGACUUCCACCCAGGAUCGCGGAGGGCGCAGGCCGUUGGCGCGUGGCAGGCGGCGCGGGCCUGGCGUCCCCGCGCGUUCGCGGCGCCCCGUGGCUCCGGCUGGGCUCAGGUGGGCCGGGCCGGGCGCCGCAGAUCGGCGCGUUCCCACGAAGGCUAGCCCUCGGAGCGAGGGGGAGGGACCAUCGGAAAGACGUGGAACGAUCCGCGCGGUGUCAUCGGCAGGGCCCAGGCUCCUCGCCGCCGCCACCGCCGCCGCCGCCGCCGCCGCCGCCGCCGCUGCUGCUGGGGAUUUGCUGCCGGGAUCCGCGCUGAGCCUCUGCGCAGCCCCGAGAUUAGCAUGACACUGGGUGGCCGUCCCGCUUCCUGCCGUGCCAACGCGCAGCGCGCUAGUCCCCGAGCCCCGAUGGCCCCGCGCGCGGGCCGAUCGCCGGGCUCCGCAGCCACCGCGGCCCCGUGAGUAGGAGUAUGCCUGCGGCGGGGGACCCACGCGUGUCGGCACGCGCCCCCACCCUCCCGCGCCCCCGCCAGCCUCGGAAGGAGGAAGCCUGACGCGGGCGCCGCGGCCGUCAGCACCCAUUGGGCUCUUCCUGCGUUGUCGCAGCGGCGGUCCCGGUGCUCCCGCGCGCGCCCCCCGUUCGAGCCUCUGGAAUGAAGACUGCCUCCCGGGGACUGCGGGAGAGGCAGAGGCAGUCAGCGCCGGGGACUGCGGGCCUCGCGGCUGGGAGGUCCGGGGGGACGCGGCUCAGACGCUGUCAUCCCCACGCUUGGCGUUGAAGCCUCCCGGUACGGUUGAGGCUGCCGCCACCCGGUCAAGCUGCCCGGGCGUGCGAUCCCGGGUCGGCCCCCGGAGGCCUAGGCUUCCUCAUUUGUUUGGGUCUUUUGUGCUGUGGCGCACAGUUGGCUAAGCACUCCUGCGCUGAAUCGGGCCAUUGUCUGCGCUCCCAUUGCUUCCACGCUGCAAGUCUCGGCGCCCCCACCCCGGCCGCCCCCUCCCGGCCGCCGAGCCUCCCAACGUGCCUUCCCCCCAGGAAUCUGGAAGCUGGAAGCCGGGAGGAUUGCAAAUGAAGUGGAAUGCAUUGUGGGACGAGUGUAAAAGCGGAGCCUUCGCCGUGGGGGUGUGGGGGGGCGUGGGGAGGGCCGGACCUGCCGCUGGCGGUGUAGACACCGACGAGAAGAGGGGCUGGGGGAAAAAUGUGCGCAGAGUCCUCCCGGGUCGUGACCGCGGUAGACGGAUGAAGCAGCGCGCUGCGCCCCGGCGCUGAGGCCCCACUGUCGGGGCACCAGGGUCGCCCUUGCCCACCAUGAAGAAGACCCGGAGCACAACCUUGCGGCGAGCCUGGCCUAGCUCGGAUUUCUCGGACCGGGCCUCGGACCGCAUGAGGUCCCGCAGCGAGAAGGACUACCGCCUGCACAAGCGCUUCCCCGCGGCCUUCGCGCCCCAGGCUUCUCGGGGCUACAUGACAUCAGGUGAUGUGUCACCAAUCAGUAUGUCCCCCAUCAGUCAAUCUCAGUUUAUUCCACUCGGGGAAAUCCUUUGCUUGGCCAUCUCGGCGAUGAACUCUGCAAGAAAGCCUGUCACCCAAGAAGCGUUGAUGGAACACCUGACGACAUGUUUCCCAGGUGUUCCAACCCCAAGCCAAGAAAUUCUAAGGCAUACCCUAAACACACUGGUCCGGGAGAGGAAAAUCUACCCGACUCCAGAUGGCUAUUUCAUUGUGACCCCACAGACUUACUUCAUCACUCCUUCCCUCAUAAGAACUAACAGUAAGUGGUACCACUUGGAUGAGAGGGUACCUGACAGGUCUCAGUGUACCUCUCCACAACCCGGGACCAUAACGCCCUCUGCCUCAGGCUGUGUCAGGGAAAGGACAUUACCCAGAAAGCACUGCGACUCUUGCCACUGCUGCCGAGAAGACGUGCACAGCAUGCAUGUCUCCACUCUGCAGAGGAAAGCCGCCAAGGACUGCAAGGACCCCUACUGCCCUCCGCCGCCGCUCUGCCAGGUGCCGCCCACUGAAAAAAGCAAAAGCACUCUCAAUUUCUCUUACAAGACAGAAACGCUCUCAAAACCGAAAGACGGUGAGAAGCAGUCCAAAAAAUUCGGCCUCAAGUUAUUCCGGCUGAGCUUUAAGAAAGACAAGACCAAACAGCUGGCCAAUUUCUCUGCCCAGUUUCCUCCCGAGGAGUGGCCCCUCCGGGACGAGGACACGCCGACCACCAUCCCCCGGGAGGUGGAGAUGGAGAUCAUACGGCGCAUCAACCCGGACUUGACAGUGGAGAACGUCAUGAGGCACACGGCACUGAUGAAGAAACUUGAAGAAGAGAAGGCUCACCGGAGCAAAGCCGGGUCCUCGGCCCACCACAGCGGAAGGAGUAAAAAGAGCCGGACUCACCGCAAGUCCCACGGGAAGUCUCGGUCCCACAGCAAGACUCGAGUGUCGAAAGGAGAUCCUUCCGAUGGCUCACAUCUGGAUAUCCCAGGGGAGAGGGAGUAUGAGUUCUGCGACCCUCUAACCAGGGCCCCCAGGGAAGGCUGCUUUAUCAUCGAACACAAAGGAGACAACUUCAUCAUGCACAGCAACACAAACGUGAUCGAGUCCCAUUUCCCCAUGACGCCAGAAUGGGAUGUGUCGGGCGAACUGGCCAAAAGGAGAACGGAGAUGCCCUUUCCCGAACCGUCCAGGGGAAGCUCCCACUCCAAAGUGCACCGAAGCCACAGCCAUACCCAGGAUCGGAGGUCCAGGAACGAGAGAUCCAACAAGGCCAAGGAGAGAUCCAGGUCGAUGGAUAACUCCAAAGGCCCUCUGGGCGCGUCUUCUCUCGGGACUCCGGAAGACCUGGCAGAAGGAUGCAGCCAAGAUGACCAGACCCCCAGCCAAUCCUACAUUGACGACAGUACUUUAAGGCCUGCGCCGACUAUUGCUCAUCAAAGGGCUCACAUUUCUCCUGUCAGCUAUAAAGAGGUGUGCAUUCCAGAAAUAGUUGGUGGCAGCAAGGAGCCUUCUAGUACAUGUAGCCUUCUGGAGCCAGGCAAACCCCCCGAGAGUAUGCCAUCCUACGGGGAACUCAACCCCUGCCCGACAAAAACAGCUGUGGAUGACUAUUUCCAGUGCAACACCUCCAGUGAGACUGUGCUCACAGCACCGUCUCCUUUGGGGAAGAAUAAAGAGGACCAUGACACGUUGACCCUGGUGGAGGGGGUAAAAAAGCUGUCUCCAUCUGAGAGGCAAACCCCUCAUUCUUCCAGGGAGCCUGUUGGGCACAAGGAGGAGUCACCAAAAGGGCCAGGUGGGGGCCCUGCUACCUCUGGUGGUGUGGCGGAGGGGAUGGCCAAUGGCCGCCUGGUCCAACAUCACAGCGCAGAACCCAGCAGCCUGGACAAAAGGAAAGAAAUAUUCAGCAAGGACACACUGUUCAAACCCCUGCACAGCACCUUGUCUGUAAACAGCUACCACAAAUCCAGCUUGUCCCUCCUCAAAUCUCACCCGAAGUCACCUGUCGACACACUGCCAGGCCGAUGCGACAAACUGGAACCUUCCCUUGGGACGUCCGUGGCCCAAGCCAUGCCUACGUCCCAGCGCCAACAGGAGACUGGAGGGAACCAGGAGGCCUCUUUUGACUAUUACAAUGUCUCUGAUGAUGAUGACUCCGAGGAAGGGGCCAACAAAAACACAGAGGAGGAGAAAAACAGAGAUGAUGUGGGCACCAUGCAGUGGCUUCUUGAGAGAGAGAAGGAGAGGGACUUGCAGAGGAAGUUUGAGAAGAACCUCACCCUCCUCACCCCAAAAGAAACUGAUAGCAGCAGCAACCAGAGAGCCACCCAUUCAGCCCGCCUGGACAGUAUGGACAGCAGCAGCAUCACAGUGGACAGUGGAUUCAACUCCCCACGCACUCGGGAGAGCCUGGCUUCCAACACAUCAAGCAUUGUUGAAAGCAACCGCCGUCAGAAUCCCGCUUUGAGUCCGGCCCAUGGCGGAGCUGGUCCAACCUUCAACUUCCGUGCCAGUACGGAUCCCCCGACCAACGAAGCUGAGAAAUUACAGAAACCUUCCAACUGCUUGCAAGCUUCUGUUACUAGUGUAUGAUUGUCCUCCUGCCUCGGACCUUCUGUCUCGUUCGAUACAGCAACGUUUACGACCAUUGGGACUGAUGUUUACAUCUCUGCAAAGACAAACAUCUCAAGCACAGCUUGGGGGUCACUUGAGCUGUGCCGCUAAAGUAGGCUAGGGCAAAAACAAAAACAAAAAUCUUUAUUUCAGAGUAUUGCUUUUCACAUUUACGGCUCUGUAGCAACCGAAUAGCAGUAGGGGAGAUAUGUAUACUUCUGCUUCACUAACUAUAUCUGAGCACACAUAGGCAAGUCUAAACACUGUAAGUGGAACAUGCAUUUUUCAAUGUCAUGCAGUUGCCAAUUCCAUUUUGAAAUGCCACAGAUGUGCGUUGCUCCCAGCCUAGGGGGAAUGGGGCCAGGGAACGAAUCCUUGACAAUGCUCCCCCCCCUCAAAAAAAAAAGCCAAGUCACAACAAAAUGUAAAGGUAAGGGUGUCCAUCGUGAGAGAAGUCAAUGCCAAACUGAGCAGAAGGGACCCCAGCCUUUUGUGUGUGAGCCCUUUCAAAACCAGUCAUUUUCCACUGUGAGUCUUCAUGACGCUCCUGCAGGAGCCUAUGGGAGUGUGUCAGAGGGGGUUCCGAUGGGAGUCCUUAGAGUGUUUGUUUUCAGGAUUCUGUUUUCCGGUGCACUCCAUGCUUGUCUUGAGUUGUUUAGCCUUCCAUAAUCACAAACAGGAAUAUUGGCCUUUGAAGUGGACAAAGGAAGGGAAAUCCGGUCUCGCUGGGGUGCAGCACUGAGUGAUGGAGAAGGUUGUGUGGACUUUGGGGAGGGAUGAAUCGGAUAUUGAAGAAAGAUACUCCCUCCCUGUGACACUUAGGUCGAGCUAUCUUACUAUAAUAGAUGCAGUGAUUAGUUUGUUUGGAAGCAAAAUGUUCUUUAUGAUACAAAUGAAGAAUGUGGCCUGAGGGUGUUAUUCUUUCUAAUGGAAGGGACAUAAAUCUAUUUUAUGUAGUUUUAAAUAGAAUGCCUAAAUUAGGCUGUGGGAGAUAAUUUUUAGUGGUUGUAGGAAAGAGCAAAUUUAGGGAGAGUUGAAGGUCAGGCCUUUUAUUCCUGGGAAGAUAUUAUAGAGAAAACCUUUAAAGUAAUUUUUGAUUAGAAAUGUACAUGGGCCCAUAUAAUAAACAGCAGAGUGUCCUCAUUCUGCUGGCAUGGUAUAUCCUUAAUUUGUACUCCCCUAAAAUUUAUCAGAAUGACAAUUAUGCAUACAUGAACUAUGCCAGAGUAAUGUUUACAGAUACUUUGUAACAAUUUUGGGAGGCGUGUUUUAGGUGGAUUGGGUGGUCACUCACUCAGCGUCUUUUAAAAUGAUUUCUUCACACUCUACUUUGGUUUGCAAAGUCACGCUCAGUAUCAAAAGGCUCCACAGCAGGGGGAACCACUGACCAACACACUUCAGUCAGACAGGAAAGACACAUUUCAAAAGCAGAAUAUGCAGACGAAGAUGUAUACCAUAGGAUUCCUACAUCUGUAGGCCCUGGAAAACUAUCUGCACAAAGGUUACCUCUGAUCCCAGUAUACAGUCUGACAUGAAGUUAUAUUCAGUUUAGUGUCAGAUGCUUUUCGGAGUCAUGGAUCAUAAGUGAAUUCAUAAAUAACUUAAAAUCAAUAUAAAAUAUUUUCACCCAAGAUUUCAGUGAUGAGCAUAAAUUUGCCAGGGAUUUUCUUUUUCUGUGUUAGGGUUAAUCACUAGGAAUGCAUUUCAGGAAACACAGUCAUAUGAUGUGGCUGGAAAUGUGUAUGCUCUCACAUUUCGCCCCUUUGGAAGUUACAUUGGGUCCAACUGGGCUCCUCAACUUUCCUAUAGUAAAUGACUUUUGUGUGCUUCUUGUAGUGACACUUAAGCACAGUUCUCAGUGUGCUGCUACAUCAUUGAAAUGCUUAAGCCAAAUGGGUUUGAAUCUUAUACAUUAUUUCCUCCCAGGCAUGCCUCAGUUACUCAAAAACAUAUUGUCUCAUUACUUAACUAUGUCCAGAAAGAGCAGCCUCAUAUCUGGUAUUUUCAUAGUCUGUUUGCUCAAGCAGCUGUAUACCAUACGAUUCCUGGAUCUGGUCUGUCUAAUUUUUUUCUAAAAACCUGCUCUCAAAUUUUUGGCAUACUCAGUUCAUUAAUAAUAGGACCAUUAAAACAAUACAUUAGUCUCUGAUAGACCCUUUGAACAUAGCCGUUGAAGGAACCUAGUGCUGUGUGAGCAGGAAAGGACAUAAUUAUGUUUAAGAGAAGCUUUGAAACGUGCAUUUUUGAUAGUUCACAAGAAAUAGGUUUACAGAAGACCUUAUUCAAAUAAAAUGUGUACGCUAUUUGCCUAAUCACUAUGGGGUACAUGAUUAAGAAAGAACCAAACAAAAGAAUCUCCCUUAGACCAGCAGCCAUUAGCACAGAAUGAUGGACUUCAAGGAUGAUAUACCACAUAAACAGAUAGUCUGUGGAGAAACACUCUUGUCUGGAUCUAAUCUGGAUUCUUGAACGGAGUGAUAUUGGUGGUGGGGAGCACAUGAUAGGUAUGACAAGUUCAAUGUGUCUAAGAUGGUCUCAUCAAGAUGAUGAGACUCCUGAUGCCCACAGCCUUGAGGCCCUACCCAGACUUUGCCAGUACUCUUCUCCACUGGAACCACAGCUUUGUGUUACGUGACUGCAUGUCUAGUCUUAGUGUUUCUCAAUGGAAAGGUUUACAAAACUGAAUCUGGUUGAAUCUCCGCAAGGCAUUCAACUCUAAAGGGUCAACACAUCUGUCGGCAUUUUGCACACAUCUAUGUAUUAUUAGGAUACAGCGUAUUAUUUUAUGGUAAUUUUUAUUUUUACAUAUAACUACCUCCAUGAAUUUGAUGAAAUGGCAGCAGUGUGUUCAAGUGUGUUCUUCGGAAAAGCAAUGUUGAAAACAUGCUUCAGCAGUAGGCCAUGGCAUUCCGUGUGUGUCGGUGACUUGUCCAUUGGACUCAUGACUUUCUCCCUGCCCCAGUUUUUCAUUCAUAACAUUCUUUGGCUUUCAAUUGUAAACCUGUUGUCUUCUUUCUCUCUCCUUUCUCCCCCAUGAAAGUUCAUUUGAUUUGUUACAAGUGAAUGAACGCUUUAAAAUUAUUGUCUUCCCCACUCUUCCAUUCCUGCUACAAGAAAAAAAGAAAGAAAGAAAGAAAGAAAGGUCCUUUUUGGCAAAGAGCCACUUGGUAAACAUUUGGGACAUUAUUAAUUCCUAUAAGAAUUGGAUUGGGUUGCUAGGGUUUUUUUUUUUUUUUUCAGUAACAAAAUACAUGUGAGAAAUUCGGACUGCCAACUGGAAGCACUUUGGGCCUCCCUGCCUUUAUCAUAUGCUACCCUAUGGAGCCCAAACUUCCUUUUUAUUAAAAGAGCUGUGCCAUGCAUUCUGAGAUGUCUGUUAAGUAAUGUGUAUACCAUUUGAUACAUUGUGCACGUCUCAGGAGACCUUAAUGAGUAUGUGAAAGGGGUCGUAUGUGCACUCAAUAGGGAAGACAAAUAGAAGAGCUGGAAGGAGAUAAUAAAUGCCUGUGUCUUUGGUGUUGAAGAAGCCAAUUCAGGAAAUAUAAAUCAAAAGGGAAUCUGAAGGAGCAGUGAUUUGAACACCAGCUGUUCCUACAUGUCUCCUUUUCAAAACUCAAUCAAUAUUGUUAAGAUGCACAUUUAAGUUCUAUUGUGGCCACCACAAGACAAGAACGGUGGUCCAUAGGAAAGCAUAAUUUCUUCUUUAGGUUGACACAGCUUUGUAAAGUUCCAUCCAGAAUUUACCACUGGUCACCACAAAGUGUACUUGAAGAUCGAGUUUGUAACUUGAAUGAAAGGCAUAAUUCUCACAAAACCAGAGCGAUCGUCUUACCAUUUGGAAGGGGUAGCAUUCUGAGCUUACACUAACACCCAACAACGGGUAAUGUUAUGCAGCUCAACCGGGGAUCUCAAAGUGCUUCCAAAGCAUUAGAUCGUACAAUUCCAGAGCAGGUCCUGUGUGCAAUGCCCAUGCUUGACAGGGGCAAACAAACGGAGUGAUUCAAGAUCACCCAGAAACACAGUGGCAGCUCUCAAUGACCAAUUUUCUAUCUGUUUGAUAGGCCAUCAUGAGAAAUCACUACAAUGCUAUUUUUCUGAUGUGUGCUAAUAAAGACAAGUUCAGCUUGACACCUUGUCCAUUUUCAUUCAAAGAGUUAUGGCUGUUUGGAAUCUCAACACCUCAGCACACAUUGCUGGUAUUGGUUAUGAAGUGGGAGAUGAGCAAAUCCAUACCAAGGCCAUUGCCGUUCAAGGCCAAUCCAGACAUCCACCCCUGUUUACAGUUUCUUAUUGGUUUUCUGUGAUUCUUGUAAACCCCAUCAUCAGGAACAUUGGCUGCUCCAGGCAGUGGAAGGUGCUGAAACAGUUUUUUUUGUUUUGUUUUGUUUUACUUUAAAAUCUUUCUAGGCACUCUUCACAGUGCUCAGCUGAGUAACAUUUGCUACAGUAUAUCAAGCCCUGCUUCCUAAGAUCUGGGAAGCUGGUUCAGUUCCAAGUGUUUCUCAAAUUAAGAGACAGAAGGUCUUUGAUACCUGCUUUCUCCAUUCCCACAGGCCAGUCCCAGAUCCAACCAGCACUGUCAGACCACAGUGGACCCAAGCAGAAGUGACUGAAUCUUCCUUACCCACCCAGUAACAUCCCACCCAUUGUCAAAGCCAUCCAAUAAUGUCCUGUGAGCGAGGGACUCCUGGGUCCGUGUUUAAGGCUUGGGGAAGCUAGAAACAAGAAAAAUGAAUGCAAAAAGCCAUGGGAGGCAUUGUUUUUCUUCGGGUUAGUUAAAUAUAGUAGGGAAGGGGUUGCUCUUAUCUGAGCUUUGCCAAGAAAUAUAAACAAACCAGCUGUCACUGCAUCUCUCUAAGAAGGUGUUAUAGUAUUAAUGAUACAAGUGAUAUUUUCCCAUGGAAUUUUCUCUAGGAUGCAUUUCAUAAAUGAUACAUAUGAGACAUUUCGUUAUUAGAUCUCAUGUGUUUGUAAAAGGCACUGGCUUCUCUCUGAUUGGCAUCUGUCCCCUUCCCUUGCCUUGCAUCAGCAACGCAGAAGGGCUCCCCCGCGAUAGCUUUCUCUGACACACACUCCUGUGUCCUUACUGCUGUUCAUUGACUUAACAGUUGAUGACUUGCAGAAUUUAAGCUUCGAUAAAGCUCGAGGGGAGCUAAGCCUUCUUGUGAUUGUAUUCGGACAGUAAGAGGCCUUUGCUCCUUGUUAGCUUCGCCUGUGAACGCGCCCUCCUGUGAACGAGGAAAAGGGUGUGUCCUAGUGAGGCAUCAAUGGCUCUAGAAAGGCCCUAAAUGGCAGGUUAGAGCUUGGCUGGACCUCGGACAGCCGCCUACCUCCCUGUCCCAAGGCUGAUCUUGGUACCUCCACUCUCUUGCUCUCGCCUAAAAGAGGUAUCAAAUCUGAGACCCGAGCUCUCCUCCAAUCCCGGUCCUCUACAGCUCCAGGACAUGCAUCACAUAGAACACUCUUCCUCCCCUCUGAGGGUCACCCUCUCUGCCUCCUUGCCCUCCCCCACCUAGAUACCUACACCACCACUGUUUCCACAUUGGAAGGACAGAAUACUGUGCAGUAUUGUGCACGUGUGCCAGUUAGGAGUAAAACUGCCCUAAGGUCACCUUCAUGGAAGCAUCAACAGCUACAGAUUCAAAGUGCUUAGAGCAGGGACAUCAGUACCACUAUCUGCAAAAGAAUUCAAUCUGGGCAUCCACGUUUCGAGGGAUCGCGAUUCCGCAGGUGUCUUUCUCUGAGUGACUUAAUGUGACUAUUACAUUAGGGGUCAAUGAACUAAGAAGUGCAAGCGGGAAUCACUGUAUGUUAGGAAGGAGUUUUGCAGCCAAGACUGCCUUGAAUAAAAUGUUUUUGCACUGAAAAAAAAAAAAACAAACCUUUAAAUGACUUGGUCUCUGGUUGCUGUAAAGGUCAUCCAAGAUGGAUGUUCUGUUUAUAUUGUAUAGUAUUUCAUAUGAAAUAACUGCAGUUCAUGAAACGUCUUCCCUAAUGUUACUGAUUUCUAACAGCACAUUUGUAACAUGGUUUUUAUCGUGUCCGUGUACCAUAUUGUAAAUGAUGAUUCCUUGUCAUGCUUAGUAUAAUAACUUAAAAGGAAAAAAAAGGACAGGGAUUUUUGUAAGUCUAUAUUUGAAAGUCCCUCCAUAUGGUAAUAUUGUGUUCAUGUUGUUUAUGUAGUGUUGUGUGAAAUAUCCAUUUUGGAUUGUGUUACUUUUUAAGAUAUUAAAUAACAUUUGGUUAUAUGUGUAA